UCCUGGCAGCCGUCUCGCUUUCCCUCUCCUCCUCACGGCAGAGUCUGGGCAAACCUAUCCAUCCUCGGCCAGAACUUGCCGCCAGCACCAUGGUACCUGUGUCACCUAUCCAGCUCUUGCUGGUGCUCAGCCUAGCACCACAGCUGGUGUCUGGAAGUCCCAAGCAAUACUUUCUGAAGUAUAUCUUGGAACCUCCACCCUGCAGGACAGCGCCUGAAAACUGCAACACCUUCUGUACGCAGCAGGAGGAGUGCCCCAAACAUCUCCAGUGCUGUGCUGCCUACUGUGGGAUAGUGUGCGCGUCAAACCGGAUUCCAGAGCAGAGCAUAUGAAAAGUCUGCUGCUCAUGUCUCACAAGAGCCAAAUGAAGUCUCAGCGACCCGCGGCAUGAGAUUCAGCUGCUGAGUGUCGAGAGAAGAUUGAAAUGUCUUGUUCUUUGCUGUGUCCCUUGCCCUGAGUAAAUGCCCAGCUGCAUGGACUUCAUACAGAGCGAUAGCGGAAAUCUGGAGUCACUGAUGGCUCCAUUUCUGAACUUGGUGAUCGCAAACAAAUCAAUUAGCCUCUCUCUAGCUCUCCUUCUGUCUCUGUCUCUCUGUCUCUCUGUCUCUCUCUUUCUCUCUCUCUCUGAGUCAGUGUUCUCAUCAUUAAGACGAGACUGAUAAUGAGACUAAAAUAAAAACCACAGAUGAGCUGAA
Molecule: messenger RNA, 695 nt
Organism: Meriones unguiculatus (Mongolian gerbil)
Lineage: Eukaryota; Metazoa; Chordata; Mammalia; Rodentia; Muridae
Gene: Wfdc13
Product: WAP four-disulfide core domain 13
Exons: 3
Coding region: 90-332 (80 amino acids)
Source: RefSeq, a predicted model, not a curated record